UGUAAUCCUAAUUUUGUCCUUCCUUUUUCUUUCUUCUUCUUAAGGAGAAACGUUUCAUUUUUCUUUCUCUUCUUCUAUACACAUAUUAUAAGGUUUUAAUUUCAUCAGAAGAAUUUGAGUUUUCAAGAAUAAUUAUGGGUUAUUUAUGGACUUUGAUUUGUCAUCUUCAUACUCUGGCCGGGCCAAUGACGAUGUUGCUCUAUCCUUUGUAUGCUUCAGUAGUAGCAAUUGAGACUACUGAUAAAUUGGAUGAUGAACAAUGGCUGGCUUAUUGGAUUUUUUAUUCUUUUCUUACUCUUAUGGAAAUGAUCCUUCAACCUAUUCUUGAAUGGAUUCCAAUAUGGUAUGAUAUGAAGUUGCUAUUUGUGGCAUGGCUAGUUUUGCCACAGUUGAGAGGAGCAGCAUUUAUAUAUGAUAAGUUAGUAAGGGAAAGGAUUAUCAAGAGAUAUAGAGAAUCAACAAUAUCACAACAACAAAACAAGUCUCCUAAAGCCAAAUCACAACAAAUUAACAAGUCUCCUAAAGCCAAAUCACAACAAUAUAACAAGUCUCCUAAAGCCAAAUCCAAGACUAAAUUUGUGGACUUCAUCAUUCCCAAAAAGAAGGCAAAACAAAGACAGUCGGUGGAGUAAGCUUCUGUUAUGUGCGGAACUUGGAGAAGGAAAAGAAAUUACAACAACAAUAAUUCUUAUUUGUCUCACUGUCUUAUUUAUGUUUUUAAGUUUGAAUAAUUUAUUUACUAAUAAUAUAUAAUUAUUAUGUUAAACAGGGAGGGCAAGAAGCUUACUAAAGAGUGAUGGAUUAUGAAGUACUAUUGUAUGGAUUAAUUAAUUUUGUUAAUUAACACUGAAAUAUAUAUUGUAUAGUAUUUGGCUUGUACAUUAAUAUAUGGUGUGCAAUGAUGUGCUCCCACUUUGUAAUUUUAGCCUAAACUUUGUAACUUAGAGAAAAUCCUACUUUUUUUUUAUUAGUUAUAUUUGUGGGUGUUGUCAUGUUAAAGUUGAUAGUAUAUGUAUAUUUACAAAAUUGUGUCUUUUA
Molecule: messenger RNA, 1038 nt
Organism: Capsicum annuum
Lineage: Eukaryota; Viridiplantae; Streptophyta; Magnoliopsida; Solanales; Solanaceae
Product: HVA22-like protein e
Exons: 5
Coding region: 135-632 (165 amino acids)
Source: RefSeq, a predicted model, not a curated record